CCUCACUCUGGGUCAAACCCCCAGCCAGGAGAAGGGCUCAGAUGGCAUUCUGGACAGUUUUCCUCUGUACCUUGGUGGUACUGCUGCUUGGGGGGCUCUACCACCUGGGGGCCUUUCGGAGACGAAGACCCAAUGAGCCGCCUCUGGACAAAGGCAUCAUUCCCUGGCUGGGUUAUGCACUGGAUUUCAGAAAGGACAGUUCAGCGUUUCUAAGCAAGAUGCAGAGAAAAUAUGGAGAUAUUUUCACAGUGCUGAUCGGAGGCUAUUACUUUACCUUUGUGAUGGACCCCUUCUGCUUUGGAGCCAUUGUGAAGGAAUCACGGUCUAAACUAGACUUUCUGACCUUUUCAGCUAACUUGGUCUACCGGGUUUUUGGCUACAAGUCCAAGACGAACAACAAUAGUGAUCUGCAUGUUUUUAACACGAAGUAUCUGAUGGGAGAUGGACUCACUCUCCUGACACAAGCCACCAUGGACAACUUCCAGAAGCUGUUGUUUUUCAAGCUGAGCUCAGGAGAGGAGAAACGACCAUGGCAAGAGGCCGGCCUCUUCCACUACUGCUACAACAUCGUCUUCAGAGCUGGGUACCUGGCUUUGUUCGGCACCGAGUCGUACCAAGGGACAGAGAACAAGGAGAAAGCUUACGAGCAAGAUCUCAUCCACUCCAACCAGCUGUACACCGAGUUUCGGAAGUAUGACCGCCUCUUCCCCCGCCUGGUCUAUGCCGUGUUGCCUCCCAGGGACAAAGUAGAAGCUGAGAGGCUGAAGAGGUUCUUCUGGGAUGCUCUGUCUGUGAGUAAGAGCUCUCAGAAGGAAAACGUCAGUAGGUGGAUAAGUGAACAAGACAAGUUUUUGGCAGAAAUUGGCAUGCCUGACUACAUGCGGGACCGCUUCAAGUUCAUGAUGCUGUGGGCAUCCCAGGGCAAUACAGGCGCUACUUCCUUCUGGCUCCUCUUGUAUCUCAUGAAGGAUCCAGAAGCUAUGAAGGCUGUAAAGGCAGAAGUGGAGAAAGUCUUGAGGGAGCAUGGUCAAGAAGUGAAGCCAGGAAGGCCACCAAUUAACAUCACCAGAGACAUGUUAGCCCAGACUCCUUUUCUGGACAGUGCCGUGGAGGAGACCCUGAGGCUGAUGGCAGCCCCAAUCCUGAUCAGAGCCAUCCUCCAGGAUAUGACCCUCAAAACGAGUGGUGGCACAGAGUACAGUCUGCGCAAAGGGGACCGAGUGGCUCUGUUCCCACACCUCUCUGUGCAAAUGAAUCCAGAAAUCCACCCCGAACCUCACAAAUUUAAGUAUGACCGCUUUGUCAACCCAGAUGGCACCAAGAAAAAUUUUUACAAGAAUGGCAAACGGCUGAAAUACUACAAUAUGCCCUGGGGGGCCGGUGUAUCCAUGUGUCCUGGGCGGUUCUUUGCUACAGAAGAAGUUAAAUUGUUUGUGUUCUUCAUGCUGACUCACUAUGACCUGGAGCUGGUCAACGACCAAGAGGAGAUCCCAGACAUAGAUUUGAGCCGCUGGGGAUUUGGAACCAUGCAGCCUGUUCACGACGUGCAGUUCAGAUACCGACUACGUGUUUGAAAAAGCUGUGGUGUUCUGCUUGUCCAGAUGUUGCUAUGAAAUAAACCGCCCGAGCCGGUGGCUGCUGGA
Molecule: messenger RNA, 1643 nt
Organism: Tympanuchus pallidicinctus (lesser prairie-chicken)
Lineage: Eukaryota; Metazoa; Chordata; Aves; Galliformes; Phasianidae
Product: 7-alpha-hydroxycholest-4-en-3-one 12-alpha-hydroxylase
Exons: 1
Coding region: 42-1574 (510 amino acids)
Molecular function (GO): sterol 12-alpha-hydroxylase activity; heme binding; iron ion binding
Source: RefSeq, a predicted model, not a curated record